Molecule: messenger RNA, 4266 nt
Organism: Ectocarpus sp. CCAP 1310/34
Lineage: Eukaryota; Phaeophyceae; Ectocarpales; Ectocarpaceae
Source: the annotation of a GenBank genome assembly
AUGCAAAAGUUGAAUUGGCAGUACAGGGUAAGUAGAAUGUCGGACGAUAGACUACCAGCCAUGGUUGACAAGGCAGCUUGGGGAAAAGCGACUCCAGGGAAGAAAGGAAUCAGAUGGGACAAGGUGGUAGAGAGGGUUUGGAAGGAGAUAGGAGACGAGGAGGAGACAUUGGACACGGAAGGGUUCGGGGGGUUCAAGAAGAAAGUCAAGGAGAUGCUAGAAAGUAGGGAGGAGGCAACCCUUCGGAAGAAGGUACGAAGCGAAGACCACUUGGAGAUAUACGGGAAGUUGAAAGAAGGGAUAGGGAUGAAGAUUUACUUGGACGGCCCCAUGGACUACGCAAAAAAACUGAAGUUGCAAUUUCGAGUAGGCGAUCUGGACUUGCCAGAACGGAGGAAGAGGUACAGCAGCCGUAGGAGAGAGGAAGAGGAGGAUAGACAGACAUGUCCAUGUGGCAAAUCGGAGGAGAGUAGACCCCACUAUUCCACCUCCCGAUCUAGUAGUUUAUUCAGCACAGCAGCGUCUUUCGUGCGGAUCCUUGGUCGGCUUCCAGCUCCUUCGCGCUCGGGCCAGGCAUCGACGCAGAGUACGUUCCGCAAUCCAUCGUCGACAAUGGCUCUACUUCUUACGUCACAAGUUCAGUUUUUAGCAACGCUGUCGUUAGUGGACAAUACGGGAGCGGAGGAUUCUGCUCUCUCUGCGUUUGCCAACGUCCUCAGGUGGGUAAACUUGUGGCCAAGCGAAAGCUUCUCGGAGGGUGUUGCAUCACGGAUCUUUCCGAGCGAACCCGACAAAAUCAAUGGAGACGAUGAUGGUGACGAUGAUGGUGACGAUGAUGGUGACGAUGACACAACGAAACGAGGAAUAUCCGUGUCAUUUACCCACGACCUCGGCUCUCUGUUGUUCAUGGGAAAUCUUGCGCUUUUUGCCGCGCUUCUGGCGAUCAUAUUUUCCUUGCACAUCUUGGUGGCGUCGGCAAUUGAAGCGCGCUGGCUGGCAAAGAUUGUGACUAUCGCGAAACCAAAUGAUGGUGGCAUGGGUAAUGAGCGUAGAGCUACACAGAGUUGCAACGGGCAACGUAUGUUACUUACGCACCCCCCAACCAACAAACUGCCCUCUUGCCUCUGUUUCGUGCUUUACAAGCAACGGGCGAGUAGGGAGGCUUCACGAGCCCUGGGCCAUGGCCUUUUUUCAGGCGAGCUGUCCACGGCCAUCUUGGACACACGCUUCCAGCAGCCGAGUUUGGAUGGGGGCUCCUCAGCAGGGAGUCAGUCGCCAGAUACCGUUCGGUCGCACUCAUUGAGAGGACCAUCUACGCCAUUUCGGGGCAGCAGCGACUCGGGGGAUUUGGAGAGCAAUGAAGAAGAAGGCGGACGAACGAACGCGCGUCAGAGGAAAUCGAUGGGCCAAGUGUUAGAGUGUCGAGAACUGUCGCAGUCACCGUGGCUCCAUUACCCGCACCUGGAACUCGUCUUUCUUUUCUUCGCCUUCGAGGGUGCAGUGACCUCACAGGUCUCAGCCUUGCGAAGUACAAGUUCUUCGAAGCUUUAUUACGCGGCCUUGGUGACGCUGGUGAGAGCAUGUGAAGCGGGGGCAGUGCUCUACCCAGUGCUGAUGUUUGCAAUGGUCGCGCGAACUCACAGGGUGAGGGUUCGAUCAGAUGCCCUCAUUGUGUUCGUGUCCAAUGAAAACCGCGUAACCUGGAUGGGAAGAAAAGAGUUUUUCUCUAAACUCCUCGCUGGUUCGAGAAAAGAUUUCAGCUUAUUUGCUUGGGCAGACAAAGGACAGUGGGAGACAGUUCAAACGUCGGACGUGAAUGCAAGACGUGAUGCUGAUUGGUUCCGGAUCGGGUUCGAGCCGCUGUUUGCCGACUUCACCCAAGCUGGAUCGUGGUUCAUUCUCUACACAUUGAUGGAGAACGCUGAUGCAAAUUCGAUCAGGAUAGCCUUGCUACAAGUGCCAAAUAGUACGAUCACUUUCGCCGGAGUGCUCACGUGCAGGCGGGGGAACUUUGAGGUCUCUUUGAUGAAGGUAUUUUCUCUGACCUUUUACAAUGCGCACCAGGACGCCCCGCCUCCAUGUAUAGUUCUUCGCGGCUGGGCGUUCUUUGCGAUCGUUGGCGUGCUGGUGGACAACAGUGCGGUUCAACUCGGGUUGUUCUGUGCCAUGCAUUCGUCGACCUUCAUCCUGCUCGUGGUUUUCAAGCCCUUCGCAAACAGGGGCUUGGUCAGCGCUACGUCCACCGAAAGCUUGGACCAUUCAAUGUCAAUGCAUUGGGAACCGGACAAUUUGGUGCCCUUUACCAAUGGGGAAAAAUCCGAAAUGAUGACCCUUGUCAUGUCUAGGAUGUCGACUAUGCCCAAUGAAACGCUGUUUUUUUGCAUUCUCGGCAUUCUUGGGACUGUUCUGCCAGAGUUGAUGGUCGGGCGGCGCGCUGAGCGAGAGUUCAUCACCCGUCGCACGCUCCGGCUGUGGGCACCCACCUGGUUCAGAAUGGUCGGCAACAACCUGUUCGCAUGUGUGAGGGAUACGAGAGAGGGUAUCCGUGACCCGACGGGGUCCAGGCUCCAAGCGCGUCUGCGAGCCGGGCGAAUCGGCCCUCAUCCCGAGUUGUACUUCAAACUACGCGUACCGGUUGCUAUCGACCUGCCACGUCGCCGUUCUGGUGCUUCAUAUUGGUACGAGGAGCACGUGGAUGCCAACACUGAGCAAUGCUCCCCUGGAAGACGUUCGAGCGGCCAAGGAUUACCCAUGGAGAAUGAUCUACCUCUCCGUCGUCCGCGAUACUCUUUCCAUUCGCGUACCUCCUCCCCAAGCAUGUAUACAUCCGGCGAAAUGGCAAAGCCUAUGAAAAUGGACGAGCACCGAAGCUAUGGAAGGCAGAACCAAGCAGGUGCUACCAAGGACGAUCUGCCCCGCCGCCGUUUCUUUUCCCCCUCGAUGUUGGGGAGUGUGGAUAAUGUCAUCGCCGAACAGGCGAUGCAGGAUUAUGGCAUUGACACGGGAGCUAUCUCAGAAGUGCAAGAUCGAAAUCACGGUCGGGGUCGCACACCGGGAGGACCGACAGAGGAAGAUUUGCCGCGUCGUCGCCCAGGCUAUUUGCUUGCUCCAGGGGUGUUGGUUGACCGGGCCGACAACCUCCACGUCGUUCGGUCUGCUCCGGAGCAUGAGGAAAGUCGAACACAAAAAAGGGGAGGGCUCAUGGACGAUAGCUUGCCCCGGCGUCGUUCCUGUCUGUUCUCCGACUUGGGAAGUUCGAAAGGGCGCAUCGACGAUCAUGGCCUGCUGUCAGUGCUGGAACACGAUCAUGGUCUGGAAUAUGCUGUUGAUGAGAUCGAUGCUCGACGUGAUUGGGAGCGUCGACGGGCAGGACCCAUCGAAGACGAUCUGCCUCACCGCCGCUCCGGUUUCUCGUCGACUCCUGGGGCCGCGUCACAUGAUCCCGACCACCCUGGUGUGCAGACUAAGCACGACUACAGCAAGAAUACACGGCCCACUGGAGACAAACGAGGUGAUAGACGUAGUGUAACUCAGAGAUGGGGCGAACCCGUCGAAGAUAGCGUGCCUCGGCGUCGUUCGGAUUUCUCUUCCGCUUCAACGGCUUCGGUGGACGGCAGCAAUAAACGACAAAAGGAGUCCGUGUUGAUGUGUGAGAAUUACCAGGAACCUGUGGUGGAUGAAGAGAGUAGGCGUGGUUGGGGUCGCGUGCGAGCAGGACCUGCCGAGGACAACCUACCCCACCGUCGCCCAGUUUUCCCGUCCAUGUCGGAUUAUGCCAAGGAUUCCAGAGGGCAUGGACUGCGAAAAUGGGGAGAACCUGUUGAGAAUGACUUGCCCCGGCGUCGGUCGUGGUUCUCUUCUGCUUCAACGGCAUCGAUAUGCAGCAUCAGUGACACCGGACUACCGUCAAGAACGGACCACAGAGAUGGUGUUUUGCUUGAUGCCGACGAUGACGGCCUCCAGCAUUGUCGAGGAAGAAAACGGUGUGGGCCAAUUGAAGACGGCCUGCCCCAGCGUCGCUCUAUUUUCUCUAUUGCGUCGACGGAGUCGGUAGGCAACAGCAGUAGCACUGGCCCGCAGCCAACACCGGAGCUUGGGAAUAGUGCGACGUCUGCUGUGUGUGAGGACGGACGACUUGCCCCGGCGUCGGCCGUGGUUCUCUUCUACUUCGACGUCAUCGACGAGAAGCAUCAGCGACACCAGACAACCUUCAGCGUCGGACUAUGGAAACGGUGGAACGUCUGGUGUCGACGAGAGCGGUCAUAG